Molecule: messenger RNA, 1626 nt
Organism: Rhizopus microsporus ATCC 52813
Lineage: Eukaryota; Fungi; Mucoromycota; Mucoromycetes; Mucorales; Rhizopodaceae
Product: rab protein geranylgeranyltransferase component A
Exons: 9
Coding region: 1-1626 (541 amino acids)
Biological process (GO): vesicle-mediated transport; small GTPase-mediated signal transduction; protein geranylgeranylation
Cellular component (GO): Rab-protein geranylgeranyltransferase complex; nucleus; cytoplasm
Molecular function (GO): GDP-dissociation inhibitor activity
Source: RefSeq, a predicted model, not a curated record
AUGUCUGACACUUUAGAAGAAACUAGCUUUGACUACAUUAUACUAGGAACAGGCUUAAUAGAAUCUGUAUUAGCAGGAUCUCUUGCAAGAGUGGGUAAAAAGGUUCUUCAUCUUGAUAACAAUCAACAUUAUGGCAGUAAUUGGAGCACGUUUGGAAUUAGAGAAAUAGCUCGGUUUUACAGCAACCAUAAAGGCACACGCGACAUAGAGCAGUCAGAUCCGGCUAAAACAACAUACAACAAACAAUACUCUUCCGUCUAUAAAAACGUAAACUUUCAACUAUUUCCAACCUUACUCUCUCAGGAAGAAAAAGAUGAUAUCAAGUCAAAGAUCGCUGAAGGAUUAUCCAUAGAUGCAUUCAUAUCAGACAUGCAUGAAUCAGAUAAAGAUCUAUUCGAAUUCUUUACGACAGAGGACCCUUAUGAGGCCAUUUGUCUGAUGACUGCAUUUAACAAACUAUUGAAGAGCUCAAGAUCAUACAACUUGGAUAUAGCUCCCAAAUUACUUGGUUCGCGAGAAGAACUGGUUGAAAUAUUAAUCCGUAGUGGAGUAGGACGAUAUCUCGAGUUUGAAAAUGUGGGUGAUAUUUAUAUGUAUGAUGAAACUCUGAAGGCUCUUGAGAAGGUGCCUGGGUCAAAAGAAGAUGUCUUCACUAGCAAAUCAGUGAGCCUUGUUGAUAAACGAAAGUUGAUGAAGUUUUUGACGUUUGCAAUGGAAUACAAAGAAGGAAAAACAGAAAUUAUAGAAUCAACCUAUGGUGAAUUCUUACAAGACAAGUUCAAAAUAACAGGAAAACUACUUGAUGCAAUUGCUUAUGCAAUCGCUCUUGUUGAUAUGAAUGUUCCAACACGAGUAGGCAUUGAACAUACUCACAAAUUUGUACAGUCUAUGGGCCGCUUUGGAAAAGGUGCCUACCUGUGCCCACUGUAUGGAGGAGCUAGCGAGAUUGCUCAAGCAUUUUGCAGAAUUUGUGCUGUCUAUGGUGGUAUUUAUAUAUUGGACUACCCUAUUGAUCAAAUUCUAGUCAAUGACGAUACGAAUGAGUGCACAGGGAUCAGAACAAAGACUGGUCAAGAAUUUCACUGUUCUAAAUUGAUUACUGGGAUGGAUUACUUGCCUUCAAUCUGGUUGCCAAACGGAGGUGAAUUUGGUACCUGGAUUUCUAGAGCGAUCAUAGUUACCGAUCAGCCUUUGAAAGAUACCGAAAAUAAGGACACUUUAGCCUACAGUGUGUUUCCUCCAGGCAGUGAUGCAGGAAAUGAAGACUAUCCUAUUUAUGUUAUACAUCAGAGUCAGAAAACCAUGGCAUGUCCUAGCAACCAAUAUGUUACAUAUUUUUGGACUGAGUCAAGCAAUAAUAAUGUGCUCAAGAAUGCGCUACAGCUUCUCUUGAGUGAGGAAACACACUGUAUUUUAAGUGUAUUUUAUGAUCAGCGUAGGCGAACUGCUAAUGAGUUGGAGCAAACCUCACUUCUACCUAAACAUAUAGCACCUUGCAGUGACCCUGAUGCAUCUUUAGAUUUCCAGAGUGCUAUAUCGGAAGCAAUGAAGUUGUUUUAUCUGUGUGAAGGAUCAGAUGAACAAUUCAUGCCUCCAGCAGAGGAAGAUCCUGAUGAAUAUGAAUAA